This is a messenger RNA of Capsicum annuum, 2695 nucleotides long. RefSeq names its product GDSL esterase/lipase At2g30310. The coding region runs from base 648 to 1715 and encodes 355 amino acids. The transcript is spliced from 3 exons. Lineage: Eukaryota; Viridiplantae; Streptophyta; Magnoliopsida; Solanales; Solanaceae. The record is from RefSeq and is a predicted model, not a curated record. Gene Ontology annotation, molecular function: hydrolase activity, acting on ester bonds.
CUAAAUAGUUAUAUGUAUUUGACUUACGGACCGGCCCACGAGUUAACCCAACCCACAUUGCUCAAGCCCCACGGGCCACAAGCUUAUCCGGGUUGAGCUACAAAGCCCUGUUCUUAAAUAAAUUACAAAAACUGAAGCCCAACUCUAUUAAAUUACAGGCCCGAUCGGACUGACUCAACUAAACUAACUCAUAUUGACGGUUCUAAGAAUAACUCAUGAUUGACUGGGAUUACCUUCACUUGCAUUUGAGAGUAAUGUUCCCCUCAUUGAACAAUCUCAUUGAAUAGUCAAUAAGUUUUGACUCUCAAUAAAUAAGGACACCACUGCUCUUCUUUAAUAUGGUGUAAUCAGCUGUAGCACACUAUUAAUGAGAUAACUAAUUACUCUCAAAUCUUUAUAACCUCUAUUUUCUUAUGAAACCAAAAUGAACAUUUCAUUUUCCUCCAAGAUAAAUUUCAGAACCACAAAUAGGACGAGGGUAAAGAUUAGCUCUAGGAAAGCAGAUUUUUAAUGCCAUUUGUUCAACUCAAACUUUUCCGUCACUUCCUCUUGAAACUUUCCCAAAUAAGAGCCCUUGCACAUACUUUUCUGAACAUCCAAGAACAGCUAACCGGUUAAAAAGAGAACAGCAGGGGGGAUUUUUGUCCAUGGCUAUUACCAGUUUUGCUUUCAUCCUCUUGGUGCAACUUUGCAGCAUCAUAAAUGGCAAAUCACUGCCAAAGUUCCCUGCAAUCCUUAUCUUUGGGGAUUCAACAGUUGAUACUGGCAACAACAAUUACAUCUCUACAAUAUUUCAAGGAAAUCAUCGCCCUUAUGGCGAAAAUUUCCCUGGCCGGAUUCCCACAGGAAGAUUUUCAGAUGGAAAACUCGUUCCUGACUUUUUGGCAUCCAUGUUAGGCCUCAAAGAAUAUAUUCCUCCUUUCCUACAACCAUAUCUAUCAAGCCAUGAUCUUCUAACUGGUGUCAGCUUUGCAUCUGCUGGCUCUGGAUACGAUGACCUAACCACAGCAGCAUCUAAAGCGAUCCCCAUGUCCCAGCAAAUAAAAUAUUUUGAGCACUACAUAGAGCAACUCCAGGUUAUUGUUGGAGAAGAGAAAGCUCAGAAACUUGUCAGUGGUGCUUUGGUUGUUAUCAGUGCAGGGACUAACGAUUUCAUCUUCAAUUUCUAUGAUAUCCCAACAAGGAGGCAUCAAUUUAAUAUAACAGGAUAUCAAGAUUUUUUGCAGAGUCUACUCCAAAACUUUGUUGAGGAUCUGUAUAAUCUUGGUUGUCGUAAGAUGCUUGUUGCUGGGCUUCCUCCUGUUGGUUGUCUUCCAAUACAAAUAACUGCAAAGUCCCCAUUCAUGAGAAAAUGCAUUGAAGAGGAGAAUUUUUAUGCUCAAUCCUAUAAUGUGAAACUUGCAAGGUUGCUAAAAGAAAUACAAGCAGCACUUUUAGGAAGCAAAAUCUUGUAUUCAGAUACAUAUCAUCCUUUCAUGCACAUGAUCAAGCAUCCACAAAAAUAUGGAUUUGUGAAAACUAGACGUGGUUGCUGCGGCAGCGGCACAUAUGAAGCUGGUCCAUUCUGUAACAAAUACCAUCCUGUCUGCAAAAAUGCUUCUAAGUACGUCUUUUGGGACAGUAUACAUCCUGGUGAAUCAGCCUACCGACAUCUUUCCCAUUUGGCACUGAAGAAACUACUGCAUCACAAACUAUCACAUAACAAAACCCAUUAAUAGACUUCGAAAAAUUUCAAGUUCCUAAUAUUGUAUCGAAGCAUGACCUGGUGCUGAAAUCUACUAGUAGGAUUUUCUUAUUAAAUUUCGAUAUGAAUGGGGUCACUUAGAGUGCAUGUUUAAGUAAGAAAAAAAUAUUAGCUUAAAAUUCUUGUCUGGAAAGAUACUGACCUUUCAUCAAAGUUUAGUUUUGAUUUAUUGCAUAGAGAUGAAUGCCCAUAAGUUAUGUUCAUUUCUGAAAGGAGUAAAUACCCAUACAUACCAGCCACAAAGUUCUUCUAACACAAGUAACCCAUUCAAACAAACUAAUUACACCUACCAGUCCAAAAAAAUAAUUAAGAAAAUAAAUCACACCUAAGAUAAUGGCAGUACAUUCCAGCAGUUUUCUUAUGGAUUCCAUCAGUGUGUACAAUAAGUAUUAGAGGACACGAUAUAGAGCCAUGAAAAGGCCACAAUGACCAGCAUUACAUGAACAUGCAACAAAAUAUCUGACAGCUAAACUAGCAUACAUAUAUGGUACAAGAGAUGCAAUCACUUGCUUAGAGACUUUGCUCUCACUUCCUGCCACCACCCGAUCCCCUGUUCCCCUGAAACAACUCAGUGAUUCGAGCUUCAAGAUCCUCUACACUAAACUUGAUAUGCCUCUCUGCGUGCCUGCCUGAAUCGCUAUUACUCUGCAACCUCCCGAGAAAGUUGCGAUAUGCUGGAGACAAAGUCCCUGCUACAGAAAUCCUUAAAUCCUCCCGUAGUUGCUCAUCAAAGAUUAUCCAAGUGGAUUGAGUUUUGCAUAUCUCCUCAAAGUAUGAAUUGAAUAAUUUAAGCUUUUCUUUCAAAGACCUCGAUGCUCCAGUAGGCGAGAUAGCAUUGUUUUCAAUCUUCAGAGCCCCUAAGACCUUACUCCACGAACUUCGUUGAUAAUUUAUGUGAUACUGCUUAACUUUGGCAGCAUGUUUUCGUAUCCAAUCAUCACCUAAAAGCAA